Molecule: messenger RNA, 1471 nt
Organism: Triticum dicoccoides
Lineage: Eukaryota; Viridiplantae; Streptophyta; Magnoliopsida; Poales; Poaceae
Product: ubiquitin carboxyl-terminal hydrolase 12-like
Exons: 7
Coding region: 521-1261 (246 amino acids)
Molecular function (GO): protein binding
Source: RefSeq, a predicted model, not a curated record
UACUGUGAGCUGGGAGACGAAAUGGAACGGGGGAACUUGCAAUCUGUUUUUUUGGGUGUUUUCCAACGCAAGCUCCUGCGUUUUCUUAUACGGCUUUUUUUACAGAUCAAGAUUGAGGCGCUCCAUUUCUUUCCAGCCUGCUUGGUUUGUGGAGCUCUAUCUUGAUCUUCUUUUUCGGUCCUCUCCGUUCACCAACAGUUAUUUUGGUUGAGGCCUUCACUGCCUACCAAGAUUACCAUGUUCUUUUGUCUCUAAUUGCACAGAUCUAAUUUCAUACUGUGAGUGCGAGGUUGGGAGAAGAAAAGUAAAGAGGCGAACUUGCCAUAUUUUUUUGGAAGGCUUGCUUGCCAUCUCUUUAUUACGUACAAUUUCCUUCUUUCGGCUGUACUCUUGAUCUCCAUUUCCCGUUUUGGCGGUAAUUAUUUGGUUGAGAUCUGCACUGCCUUUUGAGAUUGUCAUGUUCGUUCGUUUCUAAAGUGCCACAACUCUAGGAUCCCUGGAGAGAGGAAGUGCAAGAGCUAUGGGCAACUCCUGUGUUACCGGCGCCAGCAGCAGCUCAAACCACGGGCAGAGUCUGAAAUCCAAGGAGGCAAGACUUAUUGACAACUCAUGUGUUACUGGUUCAAGCCAGUCAAACCAGGCGCGUUGCCAGGAGUCCAACGGGUCAGAGAUUACCUUCAAAUGGAGGAUCGAUGGUUUCUCAUCGCUUCUUGAUAAGGGUAAAUCAUGGACGAACUCCAGUGUGUUUGAGAUCAGGGGUCAUAACUGGCACCUGAUGCUGAACCCAAGGGACAGAAAGAGUGGCGACGAAAAUGAAUAUGUAUCUCUUAUGCUUGUGCUGUUUCAAGUAUCUGAGAGAUCCCAUACAGUCGUGGAGGCAACUUUCAAGUUCUUGAUAUAUGACCAGUCACAUGGAAAGCACCACGAACAGCAUCAAGUGAGCCACAAUUUUCAGGCUACAAGCAGAAUCUCUGGGAGCCCAUGCAUGAUCCCCCUCACGAAGCUUAAGGAGCAAUCCUCUGGAUUCCUUGUCAAAGACAGCUGUGUUUUCGGUAUCCAGUUCAUUAAAGUUGUCGCUGUUAAAGGUAACGAUGUGUCAGAGACACUGUUUGUUCAGAAGAUUAGCAACAUCUGCAGUGACCCGCAAAUCUACACCUGGAACAUUGAUGAUUUCUUUGUGUUGAAGAACCCGAGCACCUCCCCAGAGUUUGAGCUCUGUGGACACAAAUGGUCCAUCACUCUAUCCAUCUGGUUCCGAUAAGAAUGGGAACUACCUCUCCCUGUACCUGAGCACCAAGGUGCCGGAUACAUUCCAUAAGGACUCGGCGAUCCUGGCAGACGUUAGCAUAAGCAUCAAAGACCAGGAAACUGGCAAGCACAUGAAAUUAUCAGGUUUGCCCUUUAGCAGAAAUUUCACGCAAUAGACCAGAUUUGAGAUACUAAAACAAGUUUUUAUCAUCAUAUUUCCUGA